CAAACACAUAAAUGAAAUAACAUGGUUCAAAUUUCAAACACGUUCCAUUUUGAUUUUUAUCUUCUCAGUUCUGACUAUCACUACACACAUUUUCACUCUCUUUAUCUUCGCCGGAGCUUUCUCUCUCUUCCACACAAAACCCUAAACCUUCACUCCUACACUCAUCAGAUCUAUAACUGUAACCGUUCCGUUGAAGCUAUCAUGCGCCACUAGCUUCAUUCCACCAAUGUCCGAACCCGAACGUCGCCAACGUUCGGUACAAUGGUCACCGGUGUUAUCCACGCCGGAAGCGAAACCAGUUCCACCUUCUUCAUGGGCUAAGAAAACCGGUUUCAGGCCAAAAUUCUCCGGCGAGACCAAUGCCGGUGAUUCUGGUCAGAUAGCCUUACCGCCGGUUAAGUCUAGAGAAGCUGAAGCCAAUCCCGAUCUCGAAGCAGGUCGUGUUAAGGUAACUCCUCCUCCGCCGGUAGCUAACGGCGAGAAAAUUCUACCACCGCUUCCACCGCCUGUAGUGAAGAAACGGAGAGACUCCGAUGGAGUUCCGAGUACCAAUGGCCAGGUGAAGGUUGAGCAGCCGGUGAGGAGAACGGCGAGGAAUGAAGAAGUUGCUGGUUCGUUGCCGCAGACUGUGGAUGAGGAUGGUUUUGCUUUAAGGCAUUCGCAUAUGAAGUAUGAAUUAAGAGAUUCACCUGGUUUAGUUCCCAUUGGCGUGUAUGGUAUUCAGCAUUAUGUUUCUAUAUUAGGUUCAUUGAUUCUUAUUCCACUUGUCAUUGUUCCUGCUAUGGGAGGUUCUCAUGAGGAAAUUGCUGCAGUGGUAUCAACUGUGCUCUUUGUGUCUGGAGUGACUACAUUGUUGCAUACAUUUUUUGGGUCCAGGUUGCCCUUGAUACAAGGGCCUUCUUUUGUUUAUCUGGCUCCAGUUUUGGCGAUCAUCAACUCACCCGAGUUUCAAGGAUUGAAUGAAAAUAAAUUCCGACAUAUAAUGAAGGAGCUGCAGGGGGCUAUAAUUAUUGGAUCUGCUUUUCAAACUUUCCUUGGAUAUACUGGACUUAUGUCACUGUUAGUAAGGUUUAUCAAUCCUGUGGUUGUAUCCCCAACCAUUGCUGCAGUUGGACUUUCAUUUUAUGGUUAUGGUUUUCCUCUUGUUGGCACAUGUAUUGAGAUUGGUGCAAUACAAAUAUUAGUGGUUAUUGUUUUUUCCCUUUAUCUUCGUAAGAUAUCUGUUCUUGGACACCGCAUAUUUCUAAUAUAUGCAGUUCCUUUGGGUUUGGCAAUUACAUGGGCAGUUGCUUUCUUGCUGACUGAAGCUGGAGCCUACAACUACAAAGGGUGUGACAUAAACAUACCUGCCUCAAAUAUGGUUUCUGAGCACUGCAGAAAGCACAUUUCAAGGAUGAAAUAUUGUCGAGUUGAUACUUCGCAUGCAAUCAAAUCAUCCCCAUGGUUUAAAUUUCCCUAUCCAUUGCAAUGGGGUACUCCUGUCUUCCACUGGAAAAUGGCUCUUGUGAUGUGUGUGGUUUCCUUAAUCUCAUCCGUGGAUUCGGUUGGCUCAUAUCAUGCAUCUUCAUUAUUAGUAGCAUCUAGACCUCCAACUCCUGGGGUUCUUAGUCGCGGAAUUGGUCUGGAAGGUCUUUCUAGUGUUUUGGCUGGUCUCUGGGGUACUGGAACUGGAUCUACCACUUUAACUGAAAAUGUUCAUACAAUUGCUGUGACUAAAAUGGGAAGCCGCAGAGCAGUUCAAUUGGGUGCAUGUAUUCUGAUAGUGUUAUCUCUCGUGGGGAAGGUUGGAGGGUUCAUUGCUUCAAUUCCUGGAGUCAUGGUUGCUGGUCUCCUCUGCUUUAUGUGGGCAAUGCUUACAGCAUUGGGCUUGUCCAAUCUACGCUAUAGUGAGGCUGGAAGCUCUCGCAAUAUCAUAAUAAUUGGAUUAUCAUUGUUCUUCUCUCUUUCCAUACCCGCAUACUUUCAACAAUAUGGCAUCUCUCCAAAUUCCAACUUGUCAGUGCCAAGUUAUUUUCAGCCUUACAUUGUGGCUUCUCACGGGCCUUUCCAAAGCAAAUAUGGAGGGUUGAACUAUUUCCUAAACACGAUAUUUUCGCUGCACAUGGUGAUAGCUUUUCUUGUCGCCGUUAUCUUGGAUAAUACUGUACCUGGCAGUAAGCAAGAACGCGGAGUAUACGUUUGGUCGGAACCUGAUGUUGCUAGAAGAGAGCCUGCUAUUGCCAAAGACUAUGGGUUGCCAAUGAGAGUUGGUCGGAUUUUCAGAUGGGUGAAGUGGGUUGGUCUGUGAAUGACAGGAGUCUCGUUGGCUGACCAUUUUUGGUAUAUGAAUGUCGUCAACUGUCCAAGGUACCACAUCAGUCCAGAUCUCGUUUUGUUGAAUGGGUAGUAUGAUUGGUUGGUCAUAGUUCCGAGUUAUUAGUGUACAUCAAAGUUCCAGAGCGGUCUAUUUGUGUUAUAAUUUAUUAGAUUAACCAUGUAUCUAGUUUUGAUUCAUUCAUAAUCUCCAGUUGGAGGUAUUUUUUAUUUUAUUUUUGUAAGGUGGGUUUUGACAAACAUCUUGGUCAUGUAUAUAUGAACAUUAUUAUUUAUAUCUGCCAAACAGGGACUGGAAAGUUUUAGUUAGUAUAUUAUUUAUUCUGUUCAACCUA
Messenger RNA from Medicago truncatula (barrel medic), 2648 nucleotides. Its product is annotated as nucleobase-ascorbate transporter 12. Gene Ontology annotation, molecular function: transmembrane transporter activity. Lineage: Eukaryota; Viridiplantae; Streptophyta; Magnoliopsida; Fabales; Fabaceae. The coding region runs from base 227 to 2287 and encodes 686 amino acids. Gene Ontology annotation, biological process: transmembrane transport. The record is from RefSeq and is a predicted model, not a curated record. The transcript has 10 exons. Gene Ontology annotation, cellular component: membrane.